Messenger RNA from Zootermopsis nevadensis, 3905 nucleotides. RefSeq names its product TRC8 ring finger protein. NCBI's taxonomy places the organism in Eukaryota, Metazoa, Arthropoda, Insecta, Blattodea, Termopsidae. Gene Ontology annotation, cellular component: endomembrane system; Derlin-1 retrotranslocation complex. Gene Ontology annotation, molecular function: ubiquitin protein ligase activity. Gene Ontology annotation, biological process: ERAD pathway; proteasome-mediated ubiquitin-dependent protein catabolic process. The record is from RefSeq and is a predicted model, not a curated record.
GGAUGUGGUAGACAGCACCAUCUGCUGUUUAGAUGCACAGUUUAUUUUCUGUUUACAACAUUAUUGCUCUGGAAAUCUAAAGUUUCAGGCAAAUUAUAACUAUAGUAGUGUGGUACAGUCUGUACUUUUCUUGAACAUUGAAGUCUCAAUUUACUUCUCCGAUGUCGUUCCGAACGAAACUUUUGGAUUUUGUAUAUGUAAUUUUGCGUGUGCCUCCGCUUUUUAUCAUAGAUGAGUUGCUAAGAAUUGGAUUUGAGUUUGGGCUUCCUCAGGGUGACAAUAAUUAUUCUAAUUCAUCAUUUGAAGUAAAUGAUGCAGGUGCCAGCGUAAUAGGAGAGGAACUGGCAUAUACUAUGCCCGAUUAUCCAGACUUAGUCCAAUAUGAUGACCAGUUUUAUAAAGCAAUUUUAGUUGUAGCCUUCAAAUACAUCCUCUCAUGUUUGGGAAUUGUCACAGCUGUGUGUGUCUUUAUGCUGUGGACCAAGCACCUAGUCGUCGUGUACACAUAUUUGAUUUCUGUUGGGAUCGUUUUUGUUUCCUUCUGGACAAAUGUGAACACCAUGAAGAUCAUGAUCUCAGCCAUGACAGCUAAUGAAACUGCAAGUGGAAUGGGAACUCAAGUUUAUACCAGCAUAUUGGAAGACCUUUUAUCACUAGAUGUAGGAAGACUUCUGGACCCAAAUGGAUAUGCUUUUAUUGUGAUUCAAAAUUAUGCCAUGCAGUGCAUGCUAGCCUUCAUCUUCUCCUAUGUAUAUCUAGGGCCCCGUUACCCUAUUAUCCAAAAAUGUCUUCUUGUCAGUUUCAUGGCUCCGUCCAUCUUAGCCAUCCUACCACUGCCUGUCUCCAUCCUGCAUCAUGCACCUGUGUUUGCAGCUUUGCUUCCAUUGGCACUUGUCAAGUUUAUUCUGUGGUACAGUGCUCUCACCGUCAUUCAGACUGUCUGUGGCUGUUAUCAACGUGCAUGUAAUUUUGUAAGUAACUUCGGUCUAUCAGCACUGGUUGAAAGAGAAUGGGUACGUCUGAAUGUACCUGUAGUACUGCGUACAUUUUGGCUUCUCCGUGUUACAGAACAUGCAGUUUCAUUGUUGUCAGACUAUUUCAGUGUUUCAGAUGACCAGCAAGCCCAACAUAACCUCUUGGCUUUCACAGCUAUGUUUAGCAUAACCAAGAGUUUGCUUGUAAGUGGGUGUGAGACAUUAACAGCUGUUCUUGGGAUGACCAGCAUUGUGUCAUACAUAUGUCACUAUGUUGGUAACUUCUUCCAAUGGAUCCUUCUCACAGAGGAUGAUGAUGACAGAAGCAUUGGAACAGUGUCAGCCAUCCUGUUUUACAUUCUGGCACUGCAGACGGGUCUUACUGGACUUGAUCCAGAGAAACGUUUUAUUCGCUUGUGUCGGAACUUCUGUUUGCUCUUCACGGCCCUCCUCCACUUUGUACACAAUAUUGUAAAUCCUUUGCUGAUGUCACUUAGUGCCUCACACAAUCCUUCUCUGCAUCGACACGUGCGUGCUCUGGCUGUGUGUACCUUCCUCAUCCUGUUUCCAGCAUCACUGCUCAUCUAUCUAUGGUCUCAACAUGCCACUAGCACCUGGCUGCUAGCUGUAUCUGCCUUCAGCAUUGAAGUCAUAGUUAAGGUCGUGGUGUCUCUUAUGAUAUACUCGCUCUUUCUGGUGGAUGCCUAUCGAAGUUCUUUCUGGGAGAAGUUGGAUGAUUAUGUUUAUUACAUACGGGCAUUUGGUAACACAGUGGAAUUCUGUUUCGGUAUUUUUCUGUUUUUUAAUGGUGCUUGGAUCUUGAUCUUUGAGUCUGGAGGUGCAAUAAGAGCAGUCAUGAUGUGUAUCCAUGCAUACUUCAACAUCUGGUGUGAGGCACGGGCUGGGUGGAGCGUGUUCAUGAAGCGCCGCACAGCAGUCAACAAGAUUAAUUCCCUCCCUGAAGCCAACACUGAACAGCUCCAUCGCCUUGAUGAUGUCUGUGCCAUCUGCUACCAGGAAAUGAGGAGUGCUAAGAUCACUCGCUGUAAUCACUUCUUCCACGGUGUUUGCCUUCGAAAGUGGCUGUAUGUGCAGGACCACUGUCCACUCUGUCAUGACAUUCUUUACAAAGUUGAGAUGGAAACUCCGAAAGACAGUUUCAGAAUUGGUGACAUGGUCGAUUCCAGUAAUAAUGAAGCCUCAACUUCUGCUACGAGAAAUAAUAGUGAUGAAACUGAGGAACCCAUAUAUCAAAAUAGUAGUCCCGUUACUCUUGAACAGCAGUCUGCUAAUGUGACCAGGUGAAAUAUAGGAACUUAGACUGAGCCUGUGAAAUUGAUUUUUGGAUGAAUGUCGGUACUUUGGGAGACGGAAACAGUGAACACUAAAAAUUGUCAUAAAGUGAUAAAACAGUAAUAAAGAAUUCAACAUUUUUGUCAGAUAGAAAUUAAAAUGUCAAAUAUAAUAUUGUCAUUACCAACACACCGUGACCAUAAUUUCUUUGAAAUAUGAUUAAGUCAUAAGGGUAACUGAUUUUAUUAAGAAGAAAACCGUAUUUUUCAUUCCCUUCAGUGAUUUGCUGCUGUGUGUGAUCAUAUGGAAAUUACCCUUAGGAGAAUGAAAUGUGUAAUUGUGUCUGAAUGUGUGUGUCUCCAGGUGUUUUGCCUCUUAUCACUCCUGACUUAAAGGAGUAAUUUAAAAAUGCACAGUUCUUGAAUGUUUCAGUCAUCUUUGUUACCGAGCAGGUGACAUUGUUAUAACUUUUUUAAUUAUUGUUAACCAGUGGUUUAUAUCACAUGGUAAGUGGUACAACAUAGAUGUUAAAACUAGUUGAAUGAUGGACUGAGUAUCUCAAGCUUUCAUUGUAUUUAUUUUCAUUUACAGUUACUGUAAGUAUAAGAUUUUAUUUUAUGAAAGAUAAAACAUAAGUGAAUAUUUUAUGCACAGAAUGUUUAACAAUUGGUCUGCCAUAUGGGGAGGAUGUUGCAGGUAAUAUCAAGUAAACAGUGUUGAUACAAUAUUGGUCCUACUUCCACAGUUUCAAUAUGCAUGCAAGGAAAAUAAAUGAGAGUCCUAAUUGCAUGAAUGCAUUGCUAGUUUUUAUAAGUUACAUCUUAAAACUGUUAUGAAAGUGUUUACUCUCCAUUGAAUAAUUUUUUAAUGCAAGCAACAGCAUCUGUAAUCUGCAGGGUUUCCUCUUUUGGUUAUACUGUGGUUCUACAAGUAAUUUCUUUUAUUAGACCCCAUAAAAAUAAAUCAAGUUAGGUUAGGUGCAAAGUUUUCAAUGGCCAAGAUACUGGACCAUGAUGACUAAUCCAACAAUUUUCAUAAUGCUGAUUUGAGCAAGCCAGGACUUGAGAAUCAAAACAUGGAGUCACCUCAUCAUGCAGAAUGAAGACCCUAUGCCUUGUCUCUAGAGGCAUGGCCUCCAUUAAAAGCAGCAGUUUGAAAUGAUUCAUGGGCUGCAAACUCUUAUCUGGAAUGAGCAAGGCUGCACACACUGAACUUUGACAUACAUUUUGAACAGUUACAAGUUGUCUCAUAAAAUGUGAGAAAUUUAACUGAUUUAUUUUGCCAUGUGUGCAACUUGAAACUGCCAUAGCUCUGCAAUGGUCAAAAGUAGGAUCAUUGUUGUAUUAACAUUUUUUUAUUUGAAAUUAGUUCUCAGAUCGCCCCUUUAUGCAGAACGAUUUUGAAACACACUGUAUAUUUUAUUAGUCCCAGUGUUAUUAAACAUAUUUCAUACUUAAUGUGUUGUUAUGUUCCCAGUUUAUAGAAGAUAGAAGUAUUUACAUUGCAGCAAAAAGUCAAAUAAUUUUUGGAGAGUUGGGAAAAUCUGUGCAAAAAUUUUUUUUCUAUGUUUUCGUUAGCAUAAGAAUUGGUAACUUUUGUAGAUUCUUCAUAAAUAUAAAUAAAUUAUUGAUUCUUGUU